AUGGACGGUGGCUACAUCCUCGUAGCCAAGGACGACUUCAGCCAAUUCAAGCGGCUGUGGGAAACGGACGUUGCCAACGCGCAAGUGGUUGCGCGUUGUUUGCUGCAAUGGUUCAGUGUGUUUGGCAUGUGCUAUCAUUGGGUCAGCGACCGAGGGUCGCAUUUCAAGAACGAAUGUCCGUGGGCAAAUGGCACAGUCGAAAGUGCCAUGAAAACGACCCUGAAGAAAUUCCGAGCGCUUCUCUCGGAAUGGUUGAUGCAACCCGAUCAGUGGCGACUGAUUGUGCCGGUAGUGAUGCAUGUGCUAAACCAGAGCCCAUCGGAGACCCUCGGUGGGACGUCUCCGAUCACGGCUAUGACGGGUGGACCAGCGAUGUCACCCCUGGAUCGCUUAGCCCUUCCCGGUCCGACGAAAAUAACGACCUUGGAAGAACUGUGGUCGUUGCGCCAAGAAGAGCUCAAGUCGUUAGUACUGUCUCUAGACAGUAUGCACGAGAAGAUUGUGGAGGCGUCGUCGAAGAAACGCCUCAAGAAACGCCAAAGAAGACUGAAGACGAAAGGCGUCGAAAUGGCUCAACUCGACGUGGGUGACUUUGUUUUGUACAUGGACGUGUGGUCCAUGUCUCCUUCCAAGUUGAGUGUCACGUGGCGUGAACCAGCUCAAGUUGUGAAGACAACUUCGGAUUGGAUUUUCGAAAACCGAAAUUUGGUCACGGGCUAG
Molecule: messenger RNA, 720 nt
Organism: Aphanomyces invadans
Lineage: Eukaryota; Oomycota; Saprolegniomycetes; Saprolegniales; Verrucalvaceae
Exons: 2
Coding region: 1-720 (239 amino acids)
Molecular function (GO): nucleic acid binding
Source: RefSeq, a predicted model, not a curated record